Paraphaeosphaeria sporulosa is the source of this 394-nucleotide messenger RNA. RefSeq lists its product as uncharacterized. NCBI's taxonomy places the organism in Eukaryota, Fungi, Ascomycota, Dothideomycetes, Pleosporales, Didymosphaeriaceae. The transcript has a single exon. The record is from RefSeq and is a predicted model, not a curated record. Bases 102 to 368 code for a protein of 88 amino acids.
AGCUCAGACCUUCCGUCAAACCGAAGCCUCCCAUCAAGUUCAAAGAUGCCGUGGGUCGAGAUUUCUCGUUUCUAUGGCACCUUUGUAGGACCUAGAAUGUCAUGGAAGAAUUGAUCAAGCAAGCUUUCCUACAUGUCGAAAUAAUCGGACCACAUGUACACGAGAGACAUUAUGACUUAGUCGACCCUGAUGGUGAGAUCAUACUACCACAAGUUUGGAAGUCUAUAAUACAGUCUGGCUGGGCUGUUAUCAUGCGCAUGUGGCCGGUGUCCGAGCCGCCUCCGCCUCCACCCCCAAUGGAGCUCUCCCAAAAAACAAAGAAAAACCGAGGAUCCAGAGCCCAUCAGUUGAGAAAAAGAAGAUCAUAGUCUAAUGGUCGGCCUUGAGCUGUAAA